CAGCGAUCUGCAUGCUUUUCCAUCAUUUCCCCGCGCUGUUCAAAUUGAUGUUUUGCAGUUAAUUGCCUUUAGCCGUGUCUCGCUUCCUCACACGAUUUAGACCGUCUUGGCUGAAGGAUUCAAUGGCCCGGCAACAGCCCAAUUAAUGCUUGUGACGUGUGAGGUGCCACUAGCCGUUGUCAAUGCCUAAUGCCAGGCAUUCAAUCAAUCACCUUCCUACAUCGACAGAUGCUUUUGAGAAUUACAGCAUCUAUUUGACGAUUACCGACCAUAGAAACGACGGCCAAAGAGAUAAAGGCUCGUCAAUAUGGCGCCACCAUGCGCAGACCCGCGGCAGGUCAUCAUCGCUUUAAAUCCUGCUAGGCGAAAGGCAUUGCUGGCCCUUGUCCAAGACAUCAUCUCCUACAUGAUCUCUGAGCUACAGACUCACCCAGACGAGCUUGGAUCCAUUGCUCCUGACGAUGAAGGCAACAAAUAUGAUGAAACACCGCGCUCGGACUCGCCGGGAAAGACGGGUACCUCUGUAUCUCAGGACGAGAAGCCUCAGAGCUUACCACAGCCAAGAGUCAAGACCACCAGGCAAGCAGAGAAAUCCUUAAGAGCGGCAUUGAAAUACACUCUGGAAUGGAGGGACGAAGUCGUAUCCAAGCUCGAGGAGAUUGUGAACGUGGAAGAUACCCAAAAGAUUGUGGCUGAGAGGAAAACCCGGCGUGAGAUGUUGGACAAGAAGCAACUCGAGAUGCCCAACGAUCGACAGCUUCUCGAUAUAGAUGGAGAACCGGUAGAUGAGACUGAGGAUGUCUCCAUGCUGCAAUCAGCAUACAAACCGAUACCCACUAGGCUGACAACCAUCCCGGUUGAGGACAGAGAGGAAGCGCUUGCCUGUGUGCUGCUGUUGCUCCUAUCUACUGGGAAGUAUUCCGCCCAUUCUCGCGCUCUGAUCCUUUACUUGGCGUCAUCUUUGGAGUUGUCUAGUACAUUCCUUAACAAGACAGAAGCGGAGAUCGCCAUGUCUCUCAUGGAAUCUUCUACGGCCAACAAUGACCAGAAAGAAGCAAUGUCAGCCGAUGCCGAAGCUGCUAAGCGUCGACAACAGAACAAAGUCAGCCGCUUUUGGAAAGUUGGGCUGGCAUCUGUAGCUGGUGCUGCGGUUAUCGGAGUCACAGGGGGCUUGGCUGCUCCUCUUGUUGCUGGAGCCAUUGGAAGUGUACUGGGGGGAGUUGGCUUGGGAGGUGUUGCGAGCUUUCUCGGCAUCUUUUGGAUGAAUGGAGCUUUAGUCGGGACUUUGUUUGGAGCUUAUGGCGCCAAGAUGACUGGCGAAAUGAUGGACAAUUACGCAAAAGAGGUGGAGGACUUCCGCUUCCUUCCACUCAGAGAGGAAGUUACCACAGAUGUCCCGGAGAAUCUAACUAAAGAGCAAAAAGAACAACGUCGCCUACGUGUUACCAUAGGAAUCAACGGCUGGCUGAACUCAGAGGAUGACAUCAAGAAACCAUGGCGCAUUCUCAGCACUGAUACGGAAGUUUUCGCCCUGCGCUAUGAGAUGAAGGUUCUUCUUAGUUUGGGAACCGCACUGAAUGACCUUGUCCGUUCCUUUGCCUGGACCGCGUUCAAGGCUGAAGUCAUCAAGCGAACUGUUCUGGCAACCCUUUGGGCUGCCCUCUGGCCAAUCCAGGUUUUAGCUGUCGCUUCUAACGUGGACAAUCCGUUCAACCGAGCGAAUAACCGAUCUAGAAAGGCCGGGCAGCUUCUUGCUGACGCACUCAUAAACAAGGUUCAAGGUGAAAGACCCGUCACACUUAUGGGUUAUUCACUUGGUGCUACCACGAUCCAUGCUUGUUUGCAGUCCCUCGCUGAGCGUCACGCCUUUGGUCUGGUCGAUACAGUCGUCAUCAUCGGCACUCCAGCGCCUUCUGAUCCAGCCCAUUGGCGGGCCAUCCGACCUGUGGUGUCUGGGAAGAUCUUUAAUGUCUAUUCCGAGAACGAUAUGGUCCUUGGUUUCGUCUACCGAAUGCACAGCCUCGCACUUGGAGUCGCGGGUCUGCAGCCAAUCAAAGAUGUCCAUGGCAUUGUGAAUGUGGACUUGAGUGAGAGCGUUAGCGGCCAUCUUCGGUAUCCUUCUCUUACGGGCGAGAUUCUACGCAAAUGUGGCUUCGUCAACGUCAAGGCUGGGAAAGAUAUCGAGAGAGACGAUGUCAUCCAGAUGAAAGAUAAAGAAGAAGACCUCAUUGACUUUGGAGAUGGUCAUAACAAUAAGGUCCAUGAUGGAGAUAGGUCUGCUGAAUCUCUGCAUGGCCUGACAAUUACGCCUCCGGCUCUUAUGUCACACACCGAGCCCGCCAAUCCACCUCUUCCGAAGCGGCCAACCAACGAGCUCGAAGUCGAAAGCCCGCGUCUUCCUCCGCGGAAAACCGAGUCUGCGCCUCCAGUUAUACAAGAUACAGACGAGGAAGCCCCUCCUUUACCUAGACGCCAGACGGCACCAUUGCGGCAAUUGACAAUCCCCCGACGCCCGGUUCCGACAACGACGGUGUCAACGAUGGUGGAGGAGCCUGCGAGCCCAGAAACGCCGCUCACCCCCCAGUACGAUUCUGAUGAUGGGCACCACAUGUCUAUCACGAUGGUGAAUAGAGAUGAGGAUGAUGACUAAGGUUUAAAGAAGUAUACCUUUAGGUUAGAUAUCAAUCUAGAGAUACUAGACAAGUAGCGCGAAUAUACAAGACUCUAGAUAUUUGUACCAACUAUAACAGAAGUAGGGGCAGCAGAGGAGAGGUAAUAGUAAUAGAGGGGAGUAGAUAAUACUAGGAGAAAGUAGCGACAGUAGAUGAUAGUAGCCAGUACUAGAAGAAUGUAGCGAUAGUAGGUGAUAGUAGGUAGAUAAUAGUAGCGGUAGUAGACGAUACUUAAGGAGCCAGCUAUCUAUUACAGAUAUCUAAC
Trichoderma harzianum CBS 226.95 is the source of this 2937-nucleotide messenger RNA. RefSeq lists its product as hypothetical. Bases 308 to 2650 code for a protein of 780 amino acids. NCBI's taxonomy places the organism in Eukaryota, Fungi, Ascomycota, Sordariomycetes, Hypocreales, Hypocreaceae. The record is from RefSeq and is a predicted model, not a curated record. The transcript has 2 exons.